AUGGGGAAGAUCACCUUCUACGAGGACCGGGGCUUCCAGGGCCGCCACUACGAGUGCAGCAGCGACCACGCCAACCUGCAGCCCUGCUUCGGCCGCUGCAACUCCAUCCGGGUGGACAGCGGCUGCUGGAUGCUCUACGAGCAGCCCGACUACUCGGGCUGCCAGUACUUCCUGCGGCGCGGCGACUACCCUGACUACCAGCAGUGGAUGGGCCUCAACGACUCCGUCCGCUCCUGCCGCCUCAUCCCCCACACCAGCUCCCACCGGCUGAGGAUGUACGAGCGAGAGGACUACCGAGGCCAGAUGGCGGAGCUCACGGAAGACUGCUCCUCGCUCCGCGACCGCUUCCACUUCAAUGAGAUCCGCUCCCUUCACGUGCUGGAGGGCUGGUGGGUCCUCUAUGAGAUGCCCAACUACCGCGGGCGGCAGUACCUAGUGAGGCCGGGGGACUACAGGCACUACCACGACUGGGGGGCCCUGGAUGCCAGAGUGGGCUCCCUGAGGAGGGCCGUGGAUUUCUACUGA
Lagenorhynchus albirostris (white-beaked dolphin) is the source of this 525-nucleotide messenger RNA. RefSeq names its product gamma-crystallin F-like. The record is from RefSeq and is a predicted model, not a curated record. Gene Ontology annotation, biological process: lens development in camera-type eye; visual perception. NCBI's taxonomy places the organism in Eukaryota, Metazoa, Chordata, Mammalia, Artiodactyla, Delphinidae. The coding region runs from base 1 to 525 and encodes 174 amino acids. The transcript is spliced from 3 exons. Gene Ontology annotation, molecular function: structural constituent of eye lens.